AUGCGUUCCGACAAGACCGCGGCACAGGGCGAUGAAAUGAUAAAGGACCCGAGGAUAUUUCCGACCCAGAUCUUCAUGGCUUCGUUGCGCGAAGGUGUGGACAGUGACUCGCUUGCGUUAGCGGUGGAGCAAGUCGCUCACCUUGCUCGGGCAACCAGCGGGCUCAUUGUUGUCGACCAGCGACUGCUCGCCAGAUUGAUGAAGGAGUUGGGAAGCCACCCGGCGCGAUUCAGAGUGAUAGAAAAGCCCUUUGGGGUGUUUAUGUUCUGGGUCGGUGUUUACACGUUCCAGAUACUUGGUUCAUGGGCGCUCGGCUAUGGCAUCGAUCAAGCCUUCAAGCACCGUUGA
Molecule: messenger RNA, 348 nt
Organism: Prorocentrum cordatum
Lineage: Eukaryota; Dinophyceae; Prorocentrales; Prorocentraceae
Source: the annotation of a GenBank genome assembly